AGAAAUCAGCAAUGUCCCGACUGAAAUGUUGCCUUAAAGUCACUUUAAAACUUGUGUAGUUAUUAUUUGACUCUCCAACAAGAAAUAUUAAGUUAAAAAUAUGUGAAACAGACAGAAGGGGCUGAGUUCAGUCAAGGAGUUUGUGAACAGAAACAGAUGAGAGUGAUCAUUCUUAGAACAGCUCGGUAGUGCUUCAGGGAGCUGGGAGUGGUCUGGCGUUGGUUCUGGCUGUUGAUUUGAACAUGUGGGGCGUCUGGCUGAUUGUUGGAGAGUUGAUCCAGACGAGAUGCUGAUUCGUUUAUUUGAACGAGUGGAGAAUGAAAAAGACAAACUUUCAGAAGGUGGACUGGUGUAUGUAGCUUCUGUGGGAAAAGGACAGGUCCUCUUUGCUCAGUGAGGGUAGAUGGCGACACCUGAACAGGUCCUCUUGGGAACUUUGGAGGAUUUGGGAGAGGAUGACUUUAAAAAAUUCAAGUGGCUCUUGCUGCAGGAGGGAGUCCUGGAAGGCUUCCCAGCAAUCAGAAAGAGCCGACUGGAGAAUGCAGACAGGAUGGACACAGUGGAUCAGAUGGUGCAGACCUACUGUAUAAACACCAUCAAAGUGACCAGAAUGGUUUUGAGGGAGAUAAAUCAGAAUAUUCUCAUGGAGAAAUUAUCAAACACCAUCUCAGAGCCUAUAGAGAUUCUCACUGAGUGCCAGCGUAAACUCAAAACCAACCUGAAGAAGAAGUUUCAAUGUGUGUUUGAGAAAAUCACAAAAUCGGGAAGUUCAAAACCUCUCCAUGAGAUCUACACUGAGAUCUAUAUCAUGAUGGAAGAAACAGGGGAGGUCAACAUGGAACAUGAGGUCAGACAGAUUGAAACAGCAACCUGGAAACAACCAACACUGGAAACAAUAAUCAGAUGUGAACAUAUUUUCAAAGCCUCAUCUGGAGGAGAUGAACCAAUCAGAACAGUGAUGACAAAGGGAGUGGCUGGCAUUGGGAAAACAGUCUUAACACAGAAGUUCACUUUGGACUGGGCUGAAGACAAAGACAACCAGGACAUACAGUUCAUAUUUCCAUUCACUUUCAGAGAGCUGAAUGUGCUGAAAGAGAAAAAGUUCAGCUUGGUGGAACUUGUUCAUCACUUCUUCACUGAAACCAAAGAAGCAGGAAUCUGCAGGUUUGAAGAGUUCCAGGUUGUGUUCAUCUUUGACGGUCUGGAUGAGUGUCGACUUCCUCUGGACUUCCACAACACUGAGAUCCUGACUGAUGUUACAGAGUCCACCUCAGUGGAUGUGCUGCUGACAAACCUCAUCAGGGGGAAACUGCUUCCCUCUGCUCGCCUCUGGAUAACCACACGACCUGCAGCAGCCAAUCAGAUCCCUCCUGAGUGUGUUGACAUGGUGACAGAGGUCAGAGGGUUCACUGACCCACAGAAGGAGGAGUACUUCAGGAAGAGAUUCAGAGAUGAGGAGCAGGCCAGCAGAAUCAUCUCCCACAUCAAGACAUCACGAAGCCUCCACAUCAUGUGCCACAUCCCAGUCUUCUGCUGGAUCACUGCUACAGUUUUGAAGAACAUGUUUAAAACCAGAGAUGGAGGAGAUCUGCCCAAGACCCUGACUCAGAUGUACAUCCACUUCCUGGUGGUUCAAUUCAAAGUAAAGAAUGUUAAGUAUCAUGGAGGAGCUGAGAGAGAUCCACAUUGGACUCUGGAGAGCAGGAAGAUGAUUGAGUCUCUGGGGAAACUGGCUUUUGAGCAGCUGCAGAAAGGAAACCUGAUCUUCUAUGAAUCAGACCUGACAGAGUGUGGCAUCGAUAUCAGAGCAGCCUCAGUGUACUCAGGAGUAUUCACAGAGAUCUUUAAAGAGGAGAGUGAACUGUACCAGGACAAGGUGUUCUGCUUCAUCCAUCUCACUGUUCAGGAAUUUCUGGCUGCUCUUCAUGUCCAUCUGACGUUCAUCAACUCUGGAGUCAAUCUGCUGUCAGAAGCAACACGGUGGUCUAAAUUAUUUAGAAAUAAACCUCAACCUACUCAUCUCCACCAGAGUGCUGUGAAGAAGGCCUUACAGAGUCCAAAUGGACACCUGGACUUGUUCCUCCGUUUCUUCUUGGGUCUUUCACUGGAGACCAAUCAGAAUCUCCUACGAGGUCUGCUGACACAGGCAGAAAGUAGCUCAGAGACCAAUCAGGAAACAGUCCAGUACAUCAAGAAGAAGAUCAGUGAGAAUCAGUCUCCAGAGAGAAGCAUCAAUCUGUUCCACUGUCUGAAUGAACUGAAUGAUUGUUCUCUAGUGGAGGAGAUCCAACAGUACCUGAGAUCAGGAAGUCUCUCCACAGAUAAACUGUCUUCUGCUCAGUGGUCAGCUCUGGUCUUCAUCUUACUGUCAUCAGAGAAAGAUCUGGAUGUAUUUGACCUGAAGAAAUACUCUGCAUCAGAGGAGGCUCUUCUGAGGCUGCUGCCAGUGGUCAAAGCCUCCAAAAAAGCUCAGCUGAGUGACUGUAACCUGUCAAAGAGAAGCUGUGAAGCUCUGUCCUCAGUUCUCAGCUCCCAGUUCUCUAGUUUGAGAGAGCUGGACCUGAGUAACAACGACCUGCAGGAUUCAGGAGUGAAGCUGCUGUCAUCGGGACUGAAGAGUCCACACUGUGAACUGGAAACUCUCAGUCUGUCAGGCUGUCUGGUUACAGAGAAAGGCUGUUCUGCUUUGGCCUCAGCUCUGAGCUCUAAUCCCUCCCAUCUGAAAGAACUGGACUUGAAAUACAAUCAUCCUGGAGACUCAGGAGUGAAGCUACUUUCUGCUGGACUGGAGGAUCCAGACUGGAGACUGGACACGUUAUGGGUGGACCAUGGUGGAGAACUGAGACUUACACCUGGACUGAGGAAAUAUUUCUGUGAACUCACAGUUGACACAAACACAGUGAACAGGAAACUCAAACUGUCUGACAACAACAAGAAGGUGACACACGUGAAAGAAAAGCAGCCAUAUCCUGAUCAUCCAGAGAGAUUUAGCCCCUGGCCUCAGCUGCUGUGUAGAACUGGUCUGACUGGUCGAUGUUACUGGGAGGUCGAGUGGAGAGGAGAGGUUGAUGUCGCAGUGACUUACAGAGGAAUCAGAAGGAAAGGAUUCAGUAAAGACUGUUUGUUUGGAGGAAAUGAUCAGUCCUGGAGUCUGAAGUGCUCUGAUAGGGAUGGUUAUUCUGUCUGGUACAAUAACAGAAGAACACUCCUCCCUCACUCCUCCUCCUCUGGUAGAGUAGCAGUGUAUGUGGACUGUCCUGCUGGCACUCUGUCCUUCUACAGAGUCUCCUCUGACUCACUGAUCCACCUCCACACCUUCAACACCACAUUCACUGAACCUCUUUAUCCUGGGUUUGGGUUUGGUUUCAUCAAGACAAUUGACUCCUCAGUGUCACUGUGUUCACUGUAGGAGGAAAAGUCUCAUGCUAUGUACAGAAAUACUCACAAUAUAAAGAGCAGCUGAAAUAACUGUUUAACCUGUAUACUAACACACAACUUACAAUGAUGAUAUAAUCAUUUAUAGCUGUUCACUUAAGUUUUAUUCCUGUUGUAAAAUAGCAUGAUUCAUUAUUAAAGUGGGGAGACUGUUUGUGGUAACUGAACAUGGUUCAAUUAUUAUGCACUGUUUACUAUUGUUUAAGAACACUGACACUGUAUCUAGAAUGUCAACCAAUUGUUGUGCUAAACACAUUUCAUGGAUGAGAAACCUACUUUUGCAAACCAAGAAAUAUAAUGAACUGUUCACUGCAGGGUGUGAGUGUGUAACAAGCAGAGGAGGACUUGUUAACACAAAGGGACUAACUGCCCUGCUAAGAACAGUACUAGUAGACCUGGCUGGCUCGCCAGAAUUUAUUCGGCAGUGUUUCCCUUCCUGUGAAAGCAAUCUAAGCCGAGCCCUGUGAAUGAAACGUUCUCUCCAUUAAUUGUGAGCAAGAAGACAACUGGCACCAAAGUAAAUCAGAGAUCAGAAAUGUUUCAGAGAUCCUUCAUUACAGGGCUUUUCAAAGGCCAGAUUGCAAGUCAUUUCCAUGGAUCAAUUAAUUGUUAGUGAUGUCGUUGAAGUUGUGGAGACAUUAACCACUGAAGAGAGUAGUGAGAGUGUUGUGACUGCUGAGUUCAUGCAUGUUACACUGCAGAAUUUGCUGUCAGCUUGUGAGUCAUAGAUAAAUAAUAUGUCUCAUUAUACAGCACACAGUUUCUACAGCUACUGUAAAUGUAGUUGUAGAGUAUGUUGGAGUUGAAAUCUUGGAAGACUCUCCGCCACACUGAUUUAAUAUAAAACUGUGCUGAGCUGUUGGGCCAUGUUUCGGUUUUGUUUAUCUCCAUGAAUGUGUCUAUGCUUUCCUCCUCUGCUGUCUCUCUGUGCUGGAGUUUGACACACUCAGGGGGACUUCAUUCAGGAGCACAUCUCAAACUCUGAAAUCCACAUUACUGUGUAUGGCAAGGGAUAUCUGUUGCAACAGGGGUCCCAUGGUGCAUUCAUUGCUCCUUAAAAGAAGUGUUAUUGACAGUUGGUACAAAGACAUGACAAAGAUUAAUUUUAACCCCAGACAAUAUGGUUUCAACACAAAUAACUUUUCACUGGGCAUCCUUAUGUUGUUGUGAAAGUCACGUAUACAGAUGCUUCUUAUAUCUGUGAACUACACCAUUUUAUUUUGAAUGCAUAAGAUUAUCACAUAUCUUGUCUACAUGAUGAUGAACUCUGCAGCUUUUUUUGUGACAUGCGUUUUUGUUUCACUUUCCAUGGAAAGUGAAGCGAUUUUACCAGAAGGAAAUGCACAAAACUCAUAUAGUUCUUUAUUUACCUAUUCACACUAACUUUGUGCAUGUAAAAUCGUAAUAGUGCUGAGGUGGAAAAACAGUUCAAGUUUAGGUCUUUGAAAACCCAUUUAACUAUAUAUUGCAAGGUUUGAAAUUUCACUGGCUACAGGAUCACAGAAGUUUAUGAAUUGGGGUGGAAUGGAUGUACAAAGUCCAAGGUUGAGACGCUGACAUCCAGCAUUUGCAUCCUGUAUGUGGUUAGGGUUGGACAUCAAAAGCACUUUGGUUAAGAUUAACACUUUCAUUUUGGUGAAGGCAGGGAGAAUCAGAAGUCUACCCUUUGGGAUUAAUGUACAUAGACACUGAAAAUGCAUGUCAAUGUAAGCUACAUGAUUCUUACACAUUUUUGGCAAUAUUUCACAGAAUGCAAAAUACCAGAGCCCUUGAACUA
Molecule: messenger RNA, 5212 nt
Organism: Acanthopagrus latus (yellowfin seabream)
Lineage: Eukaryota; Metazoa; Chordata; Actinopteri; Spariformes; Sparidae
Product: protein NLRC3-like
Exons: 7
Coding region: 404-3409 (1001 amino acids)
Molecular function (GO): protein binding
Source: RefSeq, a predicted model, not a curated record